AGGACUUACUUUGACCAACAUGAACAUAUCAAGGACUCCCCUAAACACAAAACAAUUUCACACAUCCUGAUUCAACCUUUUCUUUUCAUCUUCAUCAGAUCUGUAUCAAAUCGAGAAUCGUUAGGGUUUUAGUCGCAACAAUGGGGAUCAGAUUCAUAUUAAUGGUGAACAAGCAAGGUCAAACUCGUCUCGCACAGUAUUACGAAUACCUAACCCUAGAAGAACGACGAACUUUGGAAGGAGAAAUUGUUCGCAAGUGUCUCGCUCGUAACGAACAACAGUGUUCAUUUGUUGAGCAUCGGACGUACAAAAUCGUGUAUAGGCGGUAUGCAUCGUUGUUCUUUUUGGUGGGAGUUGACAAUGAGGAAAACGAGCUUGCAAUACUGGAAUUUAUACAUCUCUUAGUUGAAACGAUGGACCGUCAUUUUGGCAAUGUGUGUGAAUUGGACAUCAUGUUCCACUUGGAGAAAGCUCAUUUCAUGCUAGAGGAAAUGGUGAUGAAUGGGUGUAUUGUUGAAACAAGUAAGAAUAACAUACUAGCUCCGAUACAACUCAUGGACAAAGCAUCGUAAAUGGUAUUUCCUUAAACCUUGUAUGCCUAUGAUGACGCUUCUUUACGUUGAGUGUUUUAAGAUGUGAUUAAAGAAGCAACGGGUUCUUGUACUGUUCUGUUUAUACAAUAUUAACUCUUUAACUUUGUAGUUUAAUAAAGCUUUGUGGUUCUUUUUUCUUCUA
Molecule: messenger RNA, 735 nt
Organism: Helianthus annuus (common sunflower)
Lineage: Eukaryota; Viridiplantae; Streptophyta; Magnoliopsida; Asterales; Asteraceae
Product: AP-4 complex subunit sigma
Exons: 4
Coding region: 141-572 (143 amino acids)
Biological process (GO): protein transport; vesicle-mediated transport
Cellular component (GO): intracellular membrane-bounded organelle
Source: RefSeq, a predicted model, not a curated record